AUGAUAAUCCGAGCCGUUACCAAGGCUCCCUUGGCCUGCCCCCGGGGCAUUACACACAUACAGCUCUGCCGCCGGCCGUGGCUCCCCCAGAGCCCGCGAGCCCCGAUCCGCAUCUUCCAGACGAGCGCGCCCUCGAGACGCGAGCAACCAAAGAACCCCGCCGCAACGACGACGACGACGACAACGACGACAAAGUCUAGUGAUGGAGUCGCCGACAAGACAUCGGGGAAGCCGUUCAAGGCCGAGCCCGCAGCAAAGGCCAAGAAACCCGUCGAUCCUAUGGCCAUCCCCGAGAAGAACGCGCAGGAACAGCGCAAGGCCGACUGGGCAAUCAUGAAGGAGAUGUCGCGGUACCUGUGGCCCAAGGACAGCAUAGGCACCAAGUUUCGCGUCGGGUUGGCCGUCUCCCUGCUCGUCGGUGCAAAAGUCCUCAACGUCCAGGUGCCCUUCUACUUCAAGAGCAUCGUCGACUCCAUGAACAUCGAUAUCGGCGCGACCGGCGGCACGGCGGCAACGAUAGCCGGAAGCAUGGUCCUGGCAUACGGCGCCACGAGGAUCGGUGCCACCAUUUUCCAGGAGCUGCGCAACGCCGUCUUUGCCUCGGUCGCCCAGAAGGCCAUCCGCAGAGUCGCCUGCAACGUCUUUGACCAUCUGCUGCGGCUGGACCUCAGCUUCCACCUGUCCAAACAGACGGGAGGUCUGACGAGGGCGAUUGACCGCGGAACCAAGGGAAUCAGCUUCCUGCUGACGAGCAUGGUCAUCCACAUCCUGCCGACGGCCCUGGAAAUCUCCAUGGUCUGCAGCAUCUUGACCUGGCAGUACGGCGCAAAGUUCGCCGCCAUCACCAUCCUGACCAUGGUCGGCUACACCGCCUUCACCAUCUGGACGACGGCCUGGAGGACAAAGUUCAGGAGACAGGCCAACGCCGCCGACAAUAAGGCCUCGACCCUCGCCGUGGACUCCCUCAUCAACUACGAGGCCGUCAAGUACUUCAACAACGAAAAGUUCGAGGUCGCCAGGUACGACAAGGCCCUGCAGGCCUACGAGAAGAGCUCCAUCAAAGUCGCCACGUCUCUGGCCCUGCUCAACAGCGGUCAGAACAUCAUUUUCUCAUCCGCCUUGACUGCCAUGAUGUAUCUGGCCGCCGACGGCGUUGCCCACGGCACGCUCAGCGUCGGCGACCUCGUCAUGGUCAACCAGCUGGUGUUCCAGCUUUCGGUUCCGCUCAACUUCCUUGGCUCCGUUUACCGUGAGCUCCGUCAGUCGCUGCUUGACAUGGAGACCUUGUUCAGCCUGCAAAAGGUCAAUGUCUCCAUCAAGGAUGCGCCUGACGCGAAACCCCUGGCCCUGUCCAAGGGCGGCGAGAUCAGAUUCGAGAAUGUCACGUUCGGCUACCAUCCCGAUCGCCCCAUCCUGCGCAACCUCUCGCUCACCAUCCCGGCCGGCAAGAAGGUCGCUGUCGUCGGUCCCAGUGGCUGCGGCAAGUCCACCCUUCUCCGCCUGCUCUUCCGCUCCUAUGACGCCCAGUCCGGCCGCAUCUUCAUCGACGACCAGGACAUCCGCCAGGUCCAGGUCGACUCGCUCCGCCGGUCCAUUGGAGUUGUUCCUCAAGACACUCCCCUUUUCAACGACACCAUCGAGCACAACAUCCAAUACGGUGACAUGUCAGCGCCCAAAGAGCGGGUUAUUGCCGCCGCCCAGCGCGCGCGCAUUCAUGAGAUCAUCGAGCGGUUCCCCGACGGGUACCAGACCAAGGUCGGAGAGCGAGGCAUGAUGAUUUCUGGCGGUGAGAAGCAACGUCUUGCCGUGAGCAGGCUGCUGCUCAAGGACCCUCCCCUGCUGUUCUUUGACGAGGCGACGAGCGCCUUGGACACCCACACCGAACAGGCCCUCAUGCUCAACAUCAACAGCAUCCUGCGCGAAAAGGCACGCACCAGCGUUUUCGUCGCUCACAGGCUGCGGACCAUUUUCGACGCCGACCUCAUCAUCGUGCUCAAGGAGGGCAACGUUGCCGAGAUGGGCACCCACAGAGAUCUCAUUGACCAGGGCGGGUUGUAUGCUGAGCUCUGGAGCGCCCAGGAAACGCUCUUCGACACAGACGGACUGGAGAGAGAGCAGCCCGAAGAGGGCGAUGCUGUAGCGAAGCCGCCCACAGUGAAAUAA
Messenger RNA from Colletotrichum higginsianum IMI 349063, 2163 nucleotides. RefSeq names its product Iron-sulfur cluster transporter ATM1. The transcript has 2 exons. Gene Ontology annotation, biological process: transmembrane transport; intracellular iron ion homeostasis. Gene Ontology annotation, cellular component: mitochondrial inner membrane. NCBI's taxonomy places the organism in Eukaryota, Fungi, Ascomycota, Sordariomycetes, Glomerellales, Glomerellaceae. Gene Ontology annotation, molecular function: ATP hydrolysis activity; ABC-type transporter activity; ATP binding. The coding region runs from base 1 to 2163 and encodes 720 amino acids. The record is from RefSeq and is a predicted model, not a curated record.